CCCCUACAAUGUUUACGAACUGCGUACACGUGUGUCAAGCAGUCUCUUGCAUGAGCUUCAGGUGACUGCAUCUGCAUCGAAAUUAUUGUGACAUGCACCAUGGCAUCUCCCCCUCCAGAUCCCAGCUUCAUCUUGCGAGGAGCCAGCAGCCCAAUAACCAGUUUGGCCUUCUCCUCUCCACACACUCUCUACAGUGGCACCCUGGAUGGGAAAGUGCUGCAGUGGAGUUUAGCUUCGCGGCGUGUUCAGUCCAAGAUUGAUGGUCACGAGGGCCACACCGUCCUGUGGGUGUGUCCUCUGUCGGAGGACUGUGUCCUGAGUCAGGGUAGAGACGGUUUUGUCAAGUCCUGGCAGUAUCAAGAAGGGUCCUUCACAAACACAGGCAACAUGCGUUGUGCUUCAAUGGGCUUCUGUGGCAGUAGUACAGUCCUCCACAACAACUCCCAACUCAUCGCCACACCCAGCACAGUCACAUCGCAUGUUGACAUCUACGACAUCCAAAGCAAACAUUGUGUGAUGGCUCUCAAACCUGACUGCAGCAGCCAGAAGGUUGGGAUAUGUAUGUCAAUCAAAACUGCCAACAGCCAGUCAGAAAACAACCAAAUUUUGAUCGGAUAUGAAAAUGGCAGUGUAACCCUGUGGGAUUUACGAACACAGAAAUGUGUCGGCACUUUAGAGAGACUGCAUGGGGACUCUGUCAUGUGCAUGGGCUUUUCGUCCAGUUCCAGGAAAGGUAUUUCUGGAUCUGUGGACAACAAGCUGGUAUGCUGGAGAGUUGACACGGAGAGCUGUCUUCAGAAAACUGGUGAGCUGGAAAUAACCAACCCAGGCCUCAAUGACAUUGUUGUGCGAAGUGAUGACAAGAUAGUUGCUUGUGCUGGAUGGGACAAUACUAUCCGACUGUUUGGCCUGAAGAAGAUGAAGCCCCUGGCUGUACUGUGCUAUCACCGUGACAGUGCUCAAUGUCUGGCGUUCUCCCAGGACAAUCUGUUAGCCUGUGGUUCUAAAGAUCAACUGAUCUCGGUAUGGGAUAUCUACAGAUAAGGGAGUAAGUGAGUUGGGUUUAAUGCCACUUUGAAAAGUAUCACACUUGUACACUGCAUAUUGGCUUGAUGUGGGACGACUUUCCUGUGACACAGGUUGUAAGUGCUGAGCCUGGUGCAACCCAUUAGAUUUUGUUUGUUUGUAUGUAUGUUUAACACCACACUCAGCAAUAUUCCAGCUAUAUGACGGCUCGCAGUGUCGAGGUGUGUGUGUGUGUGUGUGUGUGUGUGUGUGUGUGCGUGCGUGCGUGCGUGCAUCCUCGGUGUUCAAUACAUGUUUCAUGCAUACACACAAAUAAAAGUUACAUUUUUACAAAUUUUGUUUCAGUUGCGUUCUUGACCCAUGAAGAUCCGGGGUAGAAUAGGUCUUCAGCAACUGAUCAGUUGUGUAGAUGUUACACUGAGUGUCCCAUAGGCUAACAUCAUAUUGCUUGCUGCUGGAUUAAAGACCCAGCCCACACAGAAACGAUUACCUCCCCAACACAUCUUUAUGAUCAUGUCUGUGGUCAAGUGGGUAGUGGGGUAUCAUGGUAAUAUGGGGCAUAUUAUGUUUGUUUGUUUGUCUGUUGCUUAACGCUUCACUCAGCAAUAUUCCAGCUAUAUGAC
Molecule: messenger RNA, 1649 nt
Organism: Haliotis rufescens (red abalone)
Lineage: Eukaryota; Metazoa; Mollusca; Gastropoda; Lepetellida; Haliotidae
Product: guanine nucleotide-binding protein subunit beta-like protein 1
Exons: 3
Coding region: 100-1044 (314 amino acids)
Molecular function (GO): protein binding
Source: RefSeq, a predicted model, not a curated record